This is a messenger RNA of Aphanomyces astaci, 1728 nucleotides long. RefSeq lists its product as hypothetical. Gene Ontology annotation, biological process: activation of GTPase activity; nucleocytoplasmic transport. The transcript has a single exon. Bases 63 to 1601 code for a protein of 512 amino acids. Gene Ontology annotation, cellular component: nucleus; cytosol; perinuclear region of cytoplasm. The record is from RefSeq and is a predicted model, not a curated record. Gene Ontology annotation, molecular function: small GTPase binding; GTPase activator activity. NCBI's taxonomy places the organism in Eukaryota, Oomycota, Saprolegniomycetes, Saprolegniales, Verrucalvaceae.
AUUUGACAAUACACCGCUACAGGCAUUGACACUUGUGAACCUCAACCAGGUACCGUCCACCGAUGAAAGCAAUCAAACGUCGAAGAGAAGGAGGCUACGAUGGCGUGUGGCGACGAGAAUGCAUCGAACACAUUGUGCCCUACAUCCACUCCUCCAUCACGCUCUUUUCGUUCCUGCAAGCACUCCCACUUGACACUCUGGGCCUCCCUCUACAGAGCCUGUUGGCGCUGUUCCAGUCCUCGUUCAACAUUCAUCAUCUAUGGCCACGACUCGUUCUUGAGCCCAUGGACACCGUCGACACCAACCAGAUUCGACUCCUUCGACAAGCUGCAGUCCUGUUUCCGUACGUGGACGUCAGUGGACUGUGGGACCUCGGCAUCCUCCGACAAUGUGUGUCUCCGUCGACACGUAUUCACGUUGUCCCAGAAGAAGGCGUCACGAGACCUAUGCGUUGGUACCAUGACCUGUCGACAUUCUGCGUCACUUCCAUAAUCGUGGACGAUUUCUAUGGUGGAUUUGACGUCCCUGGAAAUUUCGUCCUCUCUCUUGAGCGCUUUACGUCCCUCUGCCACCUUGAGUUGAAGUGCAUGACAUGGCUCACCGAAUUCGAGCAAGACGUGCUCUUUGCCUCGCUGGCGACUUGCCCCAUUGAAACACUGCACAUAGAGCAACCUCGUUGGGAGCUAACAGCGUCGAACGUCGCUCGCCUAGCCGACUGGCUACUUGACUCGACCCGAGCCAUGGAGUUGACCCUCGAUUCCUGCAGCGUGAACCCUCUUGAUAGCGCAGCUCUGGUGUCAGCGGUGAUGUCUUCGCCUACGCUUCAAGCUCUGCGCAUCUUCAAUGGCACGCUUGGUCAAGCCUUCUGUACGAUGACCCACCUCCCUGCGCGACUACACACGAUUGUCUUGAACGAUUCAUUAUUGUCGGCGUCAUGUAUGCGACUCAAGUCGGUCUGGCUGUCAUCAGAAUCCCUGGUUAAGAUUCGUCUUGAUUCCAAUCCCCUCCGAGAUGAAGGCAUUACACUGCUGGCCAAAGCCCUCUUUGUCGUUGCCAGCAGUGCGCGACUAAAAGAACUAAGUGUUACCAGUGCUGGCAUUGGACCGGACGGUGGCGCUGCGUUGGCUGCAGUGCUUCCGUUCGCCUGCCUCACCUCUCUAGUUCUCUCGUUUAAUGCGAUGGGGGAUGUGGGUGGAAUUGCGUUGGCAUCAGCCCUCCCUCGAUGCCACCAUCUGACGACGUUGGCCCUCCGUAGGCUGGCUCUCACUGACGAAGGGCUUGUUGCACUCGUGUCUGCUCUCCCGAUGUGUCCGAGCCUUCGAUCUGUCGAUCUCAGCGACAACUUGGCCACGUAUGUGGGUGCCACGCAACUGGUCGACGUGCUGCCUCGGUGCCACCACGUCACGGAUUUGUCACUCGGAGACAACCCCUUGGAAGCUCGCGGCGUGCAGACGAUACUGCGAGCUCUUCCCACAUGUGUGAAACGUAUGAAAAUCGAUUUGUCUGUCGAAAUGGCAUUUUCAGACCGGCGACCAUGCAUGGAGCUCGCCAACGUCCUUGGGGUUGCCAACCAAGUCUAUUUGGGUUAUUCAAUGUACUAAUAAGUGUAUUUCUCCCUCGAAACUAGGACCACUAUUAAUAGUACUAAGUACUACUACGUAGUAAUAAGAAGCACCUACGUCGAAGUAGUACUAGUUAUUAAUAUUAUUAAUAAUAUUGUGCUUUGGA